Molecule: messenger RNA, 7562 nt
Organism: Gopherus flavomarginatus (Mexican gopher tortoise)
Lineage: Eukaryota; Metazoa; Chordata; Testudines; Testudinidae
Gene: ANKRD12
Product: ankyrin repeat domain 12
Exons: 13
Coding region: 193-6432 (2079 amino acids)
Cellular component (GO): nucleoplasm
Molecular function (GO): protein binding
Source: RefSeq, a predicted model, not a curated record
UGGUGGUUGGUGGUCGGUGCGGGGCCGAGGCUCUAGGCACCGUCCGAAGCGGUUGAAUCUGGUUCUUCGUCGGGUCCUGUCAUAGGGGCAGCGCGGGAGGGAGGAGGAGGAACGAGUCCUGCCGCUUCCUCCUCCGACAAGACACACGAUGAACACACUCAUACAAGAUACAGCUAGCUGAACAGCUAUAAAAUGCCCAAAUUUGGGUCUACAAAAGCAGUUCAGAUUGAAAAUUCUGACAGUGAUAGCACCAUGGUGGAGAAACCAACUGGAAGAAAGUAUACUUUUUGUUUCUAUCAGAGCAAGGACAAGAUUGCAUCGUACAACAAAACUCCAAAAGUGGAUAGGAAUGAUGUGGGGAAGGAGAUGAAAGAAAAGUCUUCCAUGAAACGUAAACUUCCUUUUACUGUUAGUCCAUCCAGAAAUGAAGAUCGAAAUUCAGACACAGAUUCAGAUCCAGGACAUACACAUGAAAACUGGGGGGAGAGAUUAAUACCUUCUUACAGGACAUAUUCAGAGAAAGAAGGCCCAGAGAAGAAGAAAAUGAAAAAGGAAACUGGAAGUAAGAAGUCGACUCCAGUUAGCAUUCUUUUUGGUUAUCCGCUUUCGGAGCGCAAACAGAUGGCCCUUCUUAUGCAGAUGACAGCUAGAGACAACAGUCCAGAUUCCAACCUGCAUCAGCCUUUACAGACAACACCAACACAAAAGAAAACACCAAGCUCCUCAUCAAGACAAAAAGACAAAGUUAAUAAAAGAAAUGAAAGAGGAGAAACUCCUUUACAUAUGGCAGCCAUCCGAGGGGAUGUUAAACAAGUUAAAGAAUUAAUCAGCCUAGGUGCAAAUGUGAAUGUAAAAGAUUUUGCAGGUUGGACUCCACUUCAUGAAGCUUGUAAUGUUGGUUAUUAUGAUGUUGCUAAGGUUCUGAUAGCAGCAGGAGCAGAUGUGAACACACAAGGACUGGAUGAUGAUACUCCACUUCAUGAUUCUGCUAGCAGUGGGCAUAGAGAUAUUGUGAAGCUGCUGCUUCGACAUGGUGGAAAUCCAUUUCAGGCCAACAAACAUGGGGAGAGACCAGUUGAUGUAGCAGAAACAGAAGAACUGGAACUGCUACUGAAAAAGGAGGUGCCUAUUUCUGAUGAUGAAGACAGUUGCUCAGAUUUUGAAGAAGCUCCAUCUGUAAAUCCUUCCAGUGUAGAUGGGAAUGUUGAUUCUGAAGCAGAAAAAGAAUCUCUAGUCGUUGACAGCAAGCAGAUGGUCCCUAGUAAAGCACUGCUUUCAACUGCUCUUGAUGAAUAUGAGUUUAAAGAUGAUGAGGAAGAUGAAAUAAAAAUGAUUGAUGACAAACGUAUUCUUAGAAAGGAUCUAAGAAAAGAGGAUGAGUCUGAAAUAGAAAAGAAUAAUUUAUUUGUGAAACAGGAAAAAGUUGUUUUUCCAAAAUCAUUUAAAAGUAAAAAACCAUCUAGAGUUUUGUACUCAAGUUCUGAAAGUUCAGAUGAAGAAAUUCUUCAAGAUAAGAAGACUGUUUCUCCUCCUUGUUCUAUCACAGAAACUGCAAACUCUGAUAUAAGAACGAAAAAAGAAUAUAUUGUCUCAAAUGACCACAAGCAAAAAGGGAAAGUUAAAAGGAAGCUAAAAAAUCAGAGCAAAAAUAAAGAGAAUCAAGAAUUAAAGCAAGAAAAGGAAAAUACUAGAGUGACGAAUGUAGUUAGUUCUGGACUAGAUUCUUUAGACAAAGCUAGAGAGGAGGAGAUGUUUAAAAAAUCUUUUAGCCCGAAAGAAGAGUCGUCUUUACCCUUAUUUCAUAUUACUGCUAGCAAAUCUCCUAAACAUCCUUGUGGAUUAAGUGAAAAGCAGUCAACACCACAAAAGCAAGAAAACACUAAAACAUGCUUAUCACCAGGAGGUUCUGAAAUAUCAUUACAAUCUGAAGUAGUUAGGUAUGAUCAUAAUACAGAUUCUGAAUAUCUAGUGGAAAGCUCUAGUGGCAAAUCUUGCAAACACAAAGAAAAAAGCAAGCAUCAGAAAGAUUUGCAUUUAGAAUUGAGUGAAAAAUCUAGUCCUAAAAUUAAAGAGGAAGAAAAUAGUUCAGCCUUUGAGAAUUCAGAAUGUAUGCUGAAAAAAAUCGACAAGGAAGGUAAAACACUUAAAAAGCAUAAACUGAAGCAUAAAGAAAGAGAAAAGGACAAGCACAAAAAAGAACAGGAUGGGGAAAAGGAAAAACACAAACACAAAGAUAGUGCAAAAGAGGUACAAAGAAAUAUUGAGUUUGAUAGAGAAUUUUGGAAAGAGAACUUUUUUAAAAGUGAUGAAACUGAAGAUAUAUUAAAUAUGGACCAUGAAUCUCUUCCUUCAGAGAGAAAAUCAAAGCUGGAAAAAAGUAUGGUGAAAGAAGAUAAAUCAGUAAAAGAGAAACACAUCCAGAAAGAGAGAAGUAUUAAAGAUGAGAGAGAAAAAGAAAAAAACCGAAAGGAAAAUGAGAAAUUAUUUAAGGAUGAAAAAGUGAAAGAUAAAAAAGAAGAAAAAGAGAACAUAUUCACAGAUAAAGAAACAGAAUUGUUCUGUUCAGCUGUAGGUACUAAAGAUGAGCCAGCUAGUAUGCAUUUAGUAGAAAAAGAAGCAGAUACUGAAAAGCAGGAAAAAAACAUCAGAGAAAAAGCUGAGAGGCGAACCUCAGUUAAAGAAAAGGACAUUGAGAAGGUAGAAAGAAAAAAUGUAGAUAAAGAGAAAAAGAUAAAACAUGACUAUAAGCCAGAGAGAGAGAAAGCAGAGCUAAAUGAAAGUAUAGACAAAGCAAAGGAAAAAACAAAUUCCCAGCAAGUAGAUAAAUGUUAUAAAGAAAAUGAUAAGAUAAAAAAUGUUAGUACUAUUAAAAAACUUGAUGACAAAGAAAGAAACAAAGAAAAAGUUGAUAAAAAACAUGACAAAGAAAAGAUUGACAAAGACAGACACCUGCCUGAAAGCAAAGAAAAAUAUUGCAUUGAGAGAAGGGUCAAGCUAUCAGAAAAAGAAAGUGAGUAUAGUAAACCAGAAAAAGGCAAAAAUAAAGACAAAGAAAAGGAGGCUGAGAAAAAGGAAAAGUCCAGAGAUAAAGACAGCUUAACAGUAGCAAACUCAAAGCACAUGCAAGAAGAGAGGAAAUGUAAUAUUACAGAUAGUAGUAAAGCAUUGCAUGAAAAAUUAUUGUCCUUGAAAGAGAAACCAAAAGAUGAAUUGCUGAAAACUCCAGAUGGUAGAGAGAAAGAUAAAAAGGAUAAAGACAUAGAUCGAUACAAAGAACGAGACAAACACAAAGAUAAAAUGCAGCAAAAUAAUUUUCCUAAACUAAAACUUGAAUCUGAAAAACUUAAGCCUAAACCAUCAUCAGCACCAAAAGAUACUCGACCUAAAGAAAAGAGAUUAGUGAAUGAUGAUUUAAUGCAAACUAGUUUCGAAAGAAUGCUUAGCCUUAAAGAUCUGGAAAUUGAACAGUGGCAUAGGAAACAUAAAGAAAAAAUAAAACAAAAAGAGAAGGAAAGAUUAAGGAAUCGGUCCUGUUUAGAACUUAACAAGAUAAAAGAUAAAGAAAAAACAAAACAUUCACUAACUGAAUCAAAAAACAAAGAGCUGAUUCGUUCAAAAAGCUCAGAAUUGUCAGACAUUUACAUGAAAGAGAAGCAGCUGAAGGAUGCUACAAGUAGUAGAUCCCAAUCUGUAGACAUAAAGAACGUAACAAAUUCUGGAAAGUCAUUAUUAGUUUUAGAUAACAACUUAAAUAGAUCUCCUAGAUCAGAAAGUGAAAAGACAGGUCUAAGCUCCAGGUCAGUGUCAAUGGUUUCAGUUGCUAGUUCAGAAGAUUCUUGCCAUACUACAGUAGUAACUACUCCAAGACCCAUAAUUGAAUAUGAUUCAGACUUUAUGCUAGAAGGUUCUGAUUCCCAAAUGUCCUUUUCACAAUCACCAUUUUUGGCCAAAUCUCCGGCCCUUCUUGAAAGGGAGACUGAUAGCCUAGCAGAGUUGCCAGAGCGCAUUAAACCUCCUUUUGCAAACAGACUUCCACCAGCCUAUAUUAGAUCAGCUUCUGUUGAAGAUGUUAAAGUGGUUUUAAAUGACUGUAGACCUGUUGUAGAAGUGCGAAGAUGCAGUAUGCCUUGUGUUAUUUCUGAAAACACAAAACAGCCUCGAACAUCUGAAGAAAAUACUCAGAGUGCUCUACUAGUAGUUCCAAGUCAUACUUGCACUUCUCCCAAACCAGAAGUAUCUUCUUGUAGUUUGCCUGAAAGGGAUUUUCAAAGUAGUAUGUCUGGUUUACAUUCCAAUUUUACAUCUUCUCCAACUAAAACUGGUAGCAACAAGCAUGUUACACUGGAUACAAAUGUUGUUAAAAAUACUGCUCAGCUGAGCCCUUCCGAAGAAAUUCAUAUGCAUCUAGAGCCAUAUAGUCAAAGUGGUCUGAAUCAGCUACCUAAACCAUGGGAUGUGCCUUUUGACAGACUUAAUUCAUUAAGUAAUGGAUCCAACUGCUCAGGUUAUGGAACGUCAGAGCAAGAUACUAGCACUGUCAUAGCAUUGCAUGAUUCUGAAAACAGGACAUUAAAAGAGCAGAAACUGUCUGAAUUUUUACCUCAACACACUGAAAUUAUGGGAAAUUCCAGUUUUCAGGAAUCUACAUCAUUUUUGCCUCCCCAGUCACCCUGCUCUACAUCUUUUUUGCCUUCACAGUCACCCUGCUCUUUGCAUAUCCAGCCACUCCCAGAUAUAGAGUGUAUGUCUAAACACACAUCUUUACCAGGUAUUAGCAAUCAAGAGCCAAUAUUUGUACAACAGCAACAAAAUCUAGUUAAAACUACCAGUUCUGUUUUGGACACAGACACAAAUAAUACAAGAGAAGCUGAAAACACUUUGUUCCCAUCAAAUAUUAAAAAGGCCAAUCUGCUUAUCACUGUAUAUCCUGAAAGUGUCACUAAGGGUAUUUCACAGAAUUUUGGAAGAGCUAAUACUCUAUCUACAUUACUGUCAGAAAAGGAUUUUACUGCAGAUGAUGCUUGUUCACAACUAAAUACAAAUUCUUAUGCGUUGAGUAAAAUUAUUUACAAGAAUUCUCAUGCUGAUGAAGUAGAUAGUAGCACAGCUAACACUCAAGAAAUCCAAAAUGAAAAAGCCCAACUAGAAAAUUUGGUUUCAGCACAUUUAGAUAAUAGUAGAGCUGACACUGAUCUAUGUGAACUAAAUGCAGGACUACCAAAAGGAAUUAUAAAUGAAUCAGCUAAUAAAAAUAGUUGCACUAUAGAUGGCGGAGAAAAUAUUUCAACACAUGACCCGCCACAGUACCCAUUGUCCAAUUUGGAAGAUAAUUCACAGCAGACUGCACAAGAAAUAGUACAUAAAUACAGUCAGACGGUUAAACUAGAAGUAGAAGAAACUGUUGAGGAUAAUAAAACAGAACAGCAAGAAGUUCCUCAAAGAAUUACUAGAAAUAGAGCAAAUAUGCUUGCUAGUCAGAGUAAACAGAAUUCUAUUGGUUGCACACAAACAUCAGAAAAAGACUCUGAAUCAGCUGCAUCUAUGAAAGGAAGGAUAAGAUUAAUUGAGGAAGAUGAUGCUCAAGUACACCAUCCACGCAAAAGAAAGGUGUCACGUGUGCCUCAGCCUGUACAAGUGAAUCCCUCUUUACUGCAAGCUAAGGAGAAAACCCAGCAGUCUCUGGCAGCUAUUGUAGAUUCUCUGAAACUCGAAGAGAUUCAGCCAUACAGUUCAGAGAGAGCAAAUCCAUAUUUUGAAUACUUGCAUAUAAGGCGAAAAAUAGAAGAGAAACGUAAAUUAUUGUGUAGUGUUAUUCCUCAGGCACCUCAGUAUUAUGAUGAAUAUGUGACCUUCAAUGGAUCAUACCUACUGGAUGGCAACCCCUUGAGCAAGAUAUGCAUUCCAACUAUUACACCACCACCAUCACUGACAGAUCCACUUAAAGAACUUUUUAGACAACAGGAAGUUGUAAGGAUGAAAUUGCGUUUACAGCACAGUAUUGAAAGGGAAAAACUUAUUGUAUCUAACGAACAAGAAGUUCUGCGUGUCCAUUAUCGAGCUGCAAGAACUUUAGCUAAUCAGACAUUACCAUUCAGUGCCUGCACCGUACUGCUGGAUGCUGAAGUAUAUAAUGUGCCCCUGGACUCGCAGGCGGAUGACAGUAAAACAUCAGUUAGGGAUCGAUUUAAUGCAAGGCAGUUCAUGUCAUGGCUACAAGAUGUAGAUGAUAAAUUUGACAAAUUAAAGACAUGCCUUUUGAUGAGGCAACAGCAUGAAGCAGCAGCUUUAAAUGCUGUACAGAGACUGGAAUGGCAGCUUAAACUACAAGAACUUGAUCCUGCUACAUACAAAUCUAUCAGCAUUUAUGAAAUUCAGGAGUUUUAUGUUCCUCUUGUUGAUGUUAAUGAUGAUUUUGAAUUGACACCUAUAUGACAGCUGGCUGUCUCUUUCAAUGGAGACAGCCUGAGAGAAAUGGACAGCAAUGGGCAGAAAUGUAUGCAUCUCUUGAGGUAUAGCACUUAAUUCUGUGGAAUAUCUCCUUGCCCAAUAAUUGAGGUAUUCUUUCAGAUAAAUAGUUCACAAAGGCUUGUUAAAUAUGGUAAAUGGAUGAUAGUAAAUACUGUUUCAUUUAGUGAUAAAUGACAAUUAUAUUGGAUGGUAGUUCCAAAAAGCAGUUUCCCAGUAAAUGCCAUUAUUUAUAUUUUAAAAGUUAACUACAAUUUUAGAGGAUAUUCAUUGAAAAGAUGACAAGAUACAGUGAGUUAACAGCGCUGGAAGUUGUUAACAAGUUACAUAACCACUGAAAAGCAUUUGAUAUUUAAUAAAGCCUGCUUUAAAGCUUUGUAUUAUGAAACUUCAGUAACAGUUGAACUCCCAUAGAAAAACGAUGACAGUCUGUGGAAGAAAUACAAGAUUUGGAAGGAAAAAAGUCUGGUCAUUUUAUUAUAUUUGUAAAUUUGUACAGUUUUCUUUUGGAAAAGAUGUAAUAUUGUCAUUUUUAAAUAACUUAUUUUAUACAUAUUGUGAAAAUGUAAAUAGUCUUGUAAUUAAUGUUGAAAACAUGUACAAAAAUAGAUAUUUUAACUGUAAAACUGUUUUGUCUAAUGUUUUAUUGGACCAAAGUUGUAGUUUUUAUUAAGUGUAGUGUAUUUCUGGUUGGCAGUUCUUUUAGUAAGGCAUGUGUUUGAUUUAGCUGCUUGUUUCAUCACCAUAACUGUAAAAGAUUUGAAACUGAAUGGUGUUGCAUGCUUCACUCAACUUAACUCCCUUACUUCAGUAACUGAUACCUAAAUAAUUGUAAUAUUUACAAAACCACAUUUCAUAUUAGUCUGCUAUUGUAAUGCCCUACCUAUGACUUACUAUGACAAAAAUAUUUUUGUUUAAACUAAAACACCUUUUGCUCUUAUAUGGUGGUCUCACAAUAGAGCCUAUUUUUUUCCCAACAAAAUGCCUUUGAAUGAAAAUUCUUAAAUUGUACAUUGUCUAUUUUAAUAUUUACCUAUGGAAGGAUAUGUAAAUAGUUGUAAAUAUGUUUAAUAAAUUUUAUUGGUCAUGUUAACAAA